GGGAUACGUGUGAAUCACUGAGUUUGGCAAUUUAUCUCAGCGCCAACGCGUCUCUCUGCUAGAGCGGCAAGCUAGCUAACUAUGUCAGUCGUUGUAAGUUCGAGUUCGACUGAACACAAAAAGGUUUGCCAAACCCAAGUCUCUGUUAAUGCGUCCCUACCACUUUCUGCUCCUCCUUCUUGCUGUUUUUAAUAUAGCCCAACUGACACUGCACUAAACAAGCAUCCAGAUUGAAAAACAAGCCCACCCCACAAACCCCACCAGAGCCCAUAUUCUAUAAUCUAUACACUUGGGCUUCUCCUCUUUUAGAUGCAAGCCAGGCCCCCUCUCUGCAAAUCCCCAUCUCCCUUCUUCAAAACACCAGUGCUCUUUCUACAUCCAAGGUUUGUUCUUCUUGAAUACUUGAUGUGUAUUAAGGGGUUGUUUGUUUUUGUGUUUUUAUUAUGCGGAUCAUUUGGAUUGGUCAUCUGCCCACCGCCUAGGAGGCCUGUGGACGUGCCAUUUCAGAAGAACUAUGUACCCACUUGGGCUCCUGAUCACAUUAAGUACAUCAAUGGCGGUUCUCAGGUUCAGCUGGUUCUCGACAAAUACACAGGCACCGGGUUUCAAUCAAGAGGCUCAUUCUUGUUCGGGCAUUUCAGUAUGAGAAUGAAAAUGGUUGGGGGUGAUUCCGCUGGAGUUGUCACCGCUUUCUAUCUCUCGUCGGAGAAGUUAGAACAUGACGAGAUAGACUUUGAGUUCCUGGGGAACAGGACGGGCCAACCAUAUAUUUUGCAGACCAAUGUGUUCAGUGGAGGGAAAGGAGAAAGAGAGCAAAGGAUCUACCUCUGGUUUGAUCCCGCCCAGGACUUCCAUACCUACUCUGUCCUAUGGAAUAUGCAUCAGAUUGUAUUCUUUGUGGAUAACGUGCCCAUAAGGAUAUUCAAGAACAACGGGGACCUGGGCGUGAGAUAUCCAUUCAAUCAACCCAUGAAGAUAUACUCAAGCUUGUGGAAUGCUGAUGACUGGGCUACAAGGGGAGGACUGGAGAAAACUGAUUGGAGCAAAGCACCCUUUGUUGCUUCCUACUCUUCCUUCCAUGUAGACGGUUGUGAUGCCUCUUCACCUCAGUCUCUGCAGUUCUGUGCUAGCCGUGGAAGAAUGUGGUGGGAUCAGAUUGCCUUCCAUGACUUGGAUGCCCAACAAUACAGGAGACUUCAAUGGGUCCGCAAGAAAUUUACUAUCUAUAACUACUGCACUGAUAGGUCAAGGUAUCCUACUAUCCCUCCCGAGUGUGCUAGAGAUAAGGACAUCUAGAUUGCACAGUUAGUUAGUUAGUUAAUUAGUUAGUUAGAUUGAUAGAUAGAUAGAUACAUAAAUAGAUAGAGAGAGAGAGAGAGUGAGAGAGAGAGAGAUGUGUUAGUAGAGUUGUAAAGAAGUAUGAUUUGCUUUUGUUUAUCCAGUGUACAGAUUACAGUAAGAAGGGCUCCUCCCUUUCAGACAA
Messenger RNA from Nelumbo nucifera (sacred lotus), 1483 nucleotides. RefSeq names its product putative xyloglucan endotransglucosylase/hydrolase protein. NCBI's taxonomy places the organism in Eukaryota, Viridiplantae, Streptophyta, Magnoliopsida, Proteales, Nelumbonaceae. Gene Ontology annotation, biological process: cell wall biogenesis; xyloglucan metabolic process. The record is from RefSeq and is a predicted model, not a curated record. Gene Ontology annotation, cellular component: apoplast; cell wall. Gene Ontology annotation, molecular function: hydrolase activity, hydrolyzing O-glycosyl compounds; xyloglucan:xyloglucosyl transferase activity.